Messenger RNA from Arthroderma uncinatum, 426 nucleotides. RefSeq lists its product as uncharacterized. NCBI's taxonomy places the organism in Eukaryota, Fungi, Ascomycota, Eurotiomycetes, Onygenales, Arthrodermataceae. The record is from RefSeq and is a predicted model, not a curated record. Bases 1 to 426 code for a protein of 141 amino acids. The transcript has 3 exons.
AUGAAGCUCACUUCCAUCGUUGCUAUCGCCGUUACCUUCAUGGUCUCUGGCCUUGCCAUUGCCUCCCCUGACCCCAUUGCGGACCCCGAAUCGGAAGCUAGUGCUAGAGGCCGUGGAUUCGGCGGGCUCGGCCGUGGUGGAAAGCCUGGCACCAAAGGGGCCGGCGUGGAUGCCCACCGUAAAGGGUUAUUCGACAAGAAGUGCAUCCCAAAAGACUGCAAUGCGAUGUGCAUCAGGGACGGAUACCAGGGCGGCGUCUGCCUGAAGAACGCCGGUAUUGAGGGUCAGAAGGAAGAGAUGUUAACAGAGAGCUACUUUAGGUACUGUGGCUGCCGUGGCCCUAGACCCGGACAUGGUGGAAAGGCGAAAGUUGGAAAGGGACGAGGUGGAAAGGGACGUGGAAGGGGACGUGAAGAGCCAGAGUAG